Molecule: messenger RNA, 1563 nt
Organism: Penicillium angulare
Lineage: Eukaryota; Fungi; Ascomycota; Eurotiomycetes; Eurotiales; Aspergillaceae
Product: tryptophan synthase
Exons: 1
Coding region: 1-1563 (520 amino acids)
Biological process (GO): L-tryptophan biosynthetic process
Cellular component (GO): cytoplasm
Molecular function (GO): tryptophan synthase activity
Source: RefSeq, a predicted model, not a curated record
AUGUUCAAAGCUCUUCGAUUUCUCUGCUUUGCAGCUCACCAAGAUUCCAACCCUUCCAAACCUUCGAUAUCUACAGAUAACACACACAAUAUCCCGCGCUUAAGAUCCAUUCGCAGAGCAAGAACAUACUGUGCCAGUGUCCCUUGCGUGGUGCGAGAGAGAGCACUUUCUCGAGAGAAGAGUGUAUCUAGACCAGCACCAAAUCGUCCUCUAACUCCUCCCGCUCCAUUAACCGAUACUAUCAGCACUUGUUCUUCCACAUUCGUAUCUGAUGCAGAUUCGCAUAUUACUACCUCUUCAGUGACCACUGAGAGUGCUUCCCACCAUCCGGGCCCACUUGCCAAACUGCCUGGCACUAUACCAUCUCAGGAUAGCGACUUACCGUAUAUUUCAAUCCUGCAGGCAGAUGGAACUCUCAGACCACCACCAAUCACAUACGAUGGCUAUGGCCCUUAUGGGGGCCGGUUCGCACCUGAAUCCAUCAUAGGUUUCCUCGCAGAUCUGACCUCAUUCUUCGAGACUACAGUCUCAGACCCCUCAUUCUGGUCUGAAUUCGCCACAUACCAGCGUGCCCAGCCCACUUCUCUGCAGCUAGCUUCCAAGCUCACAUCCUGGGCAGGCGGUGCAAAUAUCUGGUUAAAGCGCGAAGAUCAAAAUGAAUACGGAACUCACAAAUCACGCACUAUCAUCGGCCAACUUCUACUCGCUCGUCGUAUGGGCUUCACAGAAAUAGUAACCGACUGUGCAGCUGCCAAGCAUGGUAAUUUUACUGCUGCCAUGUGCGCGCGUAUGGGUCUCCGCUGCGUGGUCCUCAUGGGCGCCGACGACGCCUUAGCCCAGGAAGAAGAUGUUCUCGAAAUGAGAAUGCUCGGGGCUAAGGUCUUGACUGCACGAACCCCCUCUAGUAUGGGUUCGCUGCGAGCUGCAACUACUGAAGCCCUCCGCUAUUCAGUAUGCAACUACGAGUCUGCUUACUACCUCAUGGGAGGACCGGUGGGUCCUUCUCCUCUCCCAACCCUGACGCGCACGUUCCAGGCUCUUCUAGGUGAGGAGGUUGCGGUCCAGAUGCACGAGGCGGCUGGUUGUGGUCCUGAUGCUGUCGUCACUGCCGUUGGUAGCGGGAAUGGCGCCGUGGGAUUAUUCAGGCCCUUUCUUCGGGAUCCCUCUAUUAGGUUGAUUGGUGUACAGGCUGCCCAGGCCGCUGUUUUAUUGGAUGGGGAGGUCGGUGUGCUUCAGGGGGCGCGCACAUUGAUGCUUCAGAGUGAAGAUGGUCAAAUCCUUGAUUCGCAUUCUAUCUCGCCGGACCUCAAUCUCUCUACUGUGGGCCCUGAGGUGGCUCAUUGGAAGGAUUGUGGUCGUGUUGACAUUCGAACGGCUACUGAUGCGGAUGCCCUGGAUGGGUUCAAAAUCUUGCAGCACCACGAGGGUAUCCUGCCUGGUCUGGAUUCGAGUCACGCGGUAGGAAUAGCCAUUGAUCUUGCGAAGGAACUUGGGGCUGGCAAGAAUGUUGUUCUGUUGGUUACGGGCUGUGAUUCGAUUGGUCCUCGUGGAUUGGAUGUUUGA